GCCGUUGUGAAAGUCCAGGCAAGAGAAAUCCAUCAGGUGCACCGCGAGGCUCAAGCUCAGGAUCACAACGGGACGGAGAGGUGCCGAGGAGGUAAACAAAGUCCGCGUGCCUCACAUAUAUCAUGGAAAAGUUAUGAGUUGGAGUAUAAGCAUUCAACACCCUUCAAAAAAAAAAAUGAGCCAGAUCAUGGCACUGUAGCUAAAGGUGGACAGUUAGACUAACUCUGCGGGGCUGAAGGGAACACAGCAUGGCACUCUUUGGCCCUGCAAGGAGGUGCCUAGUGUGUAUUAGCCGAGCAGUGAUGAUGGCUGGAAAAGACUCGCAUCUGGCUGUGUGUGUGACCCAGCCCUCAGUUCUCCCUGGCACAAGAGGCCUGGCAUGUAAGAUGGACAACCAGCUGUCUGACCUUGUUAAUAAGGAGUUGAAAGUGGAUGUGGCAGCACCUAACAAGAGUCCUGAGAAUGACAAGGCUGGCAACCAUUCAAAAAGGACAGAGAAUGACAAGGAUGGCAACCAUUCCAAAGGGUCACAAAAUGAAAAGGGUGGUAGCCAGUCCAAAGGGAAGGGGAAGUCAGGCAAGUUUGUCCUCAAGACCCCCAAGGGCACGAGGGACUAUGGCCCCAUGGAGAUGGCCUACAGGCGGGAGGUGUUCAAUGUGAUCUACUCAGUUUUCCACAUGCACGGAGCAGUUCAGAUUGAGACGCCAGUGUUUGAGUUGAAGGAUGUGCUAACAGGGAAAUAUGGCGAGGACUCAAAGCUGAUCUAUGACCUUGAAGACCAGGGUGGUGAGAUCCUCUCCCUGCGCUACGACCUCACAGUGCCAUUUGCACGAUAUGUGGCUAUGAACAAAAUUGACAACAUCAAACGUUAUCACGUGGCACGCGUUUACCGUAGGGACUCCCCAGCCAUGACCAGAGGCCGCUACCGAGAGUUCUACCAGUGUGACUUUGACAUUGCUGGCCAGUUUGACGCCAUGAUUCCUGAUGCCGAGUGCGUCCAGCUGGUGCACCAGGUGCUCUCCAAGCUGGGACUGGGAGAGUUCACCAUCAAGAUCAACCACAGAAAGAUCCUGGAUGGUGUGUUUGGCUCCUGUGGUGUCCCCAGUGAGAAGUUCCGUCCCAUCUGCUCUGCCGUGGACAAGCUGGACAAGUCACCAUGGGAGGAAGUGAGGAAAGAGAUGGUGGACGAGAAGGGACUUGAUGAGGAAGUGGCAGAUAAGAUUGGGAAUUAUGUCAAGUUAUCAGGCAGAGAAGAGCUCCUGGAGACACUAGCCAAUGAUGAACUAUUAAAGAGUUCUCCAUCAGCCCAGGCUGGCUUUGCAGAUCUGAAGUUGCUCUUCCAGUACUGCAAAAGCCUGGGAUGCGCAGAGCACCUGGUGUUUGAUAUGGGUCUUGCCCGAGGCCUUGAUUAUUACACUGGUGUCAUUUAUGAGGCAGUGCUCACAGCAGGACAGAACUUUGGAGAGGAAGGACCAGUGGGCAGUGUGGCAGGGGGUGGUCGUUAUGAUGGGCUGGUGGGCAUGUUUGACCCCAAGAAGAAGACUGUGCCCUGUGUUGGAUUGAGCUUUGGCAUUGAGAGGCUCUUCACCAUCUAUGAACAGAAGAUGCGUGCUGAGAGUAAUAAGGUGAGGGCAACCCAGACAGAGGUGUUUGUGGUUACUGCCUGCAAAGGAAUGGUACAUGAGAGACUGAAAUUGUUGGGGCUGCUGCAUGAGGCUGGCAUCAAGGCAGAGGGCAGCUAUAAGAACAACCCAAAGAUCCUAAACCAGCUGCAGUAUGCUGAAGACAACAAGAUCCCGCUGGUGGCGCUGAUUGGAGAGUCUGAGGUGGAGGCUGGUGUGGUAAAGAUUCGCGACACUGUCACCAGGGAGGAGACCACCAUCAAAAGAGAGGAGCUCGUUGAAACAGUGCGGCAGAAGCUGGGUGGCCUUUGAGCAUCCACCAGGUGUUCUAAUGUUGCCCUUCCAGCACACCACGGGAUAAGGGGAGGAGGGACUUGCUUGCCAGGAGUCUGAUAUUGGUUGGGUUCUUAUUUUUUUUUAUUUCUUUGAUUCCCUUGUUUGCUUUGUAAUUUUAUGAAGGAAUUAUGCUUGUAUGCUGAUUGAUGGCAGCUCACCAUGCUACACAGUAACGCUUAACGCUUUAAUUUAGAAAUUCUCAUUUUUUUAUUAAGAUAUGAGGGAAAGUAACACAGCAGAAAACAGAUUCCAUAAAGUUAAGGCUGAUUGUUAAAAGUUCCAUAAGAGUCAUGUCUCUGCCUAGACAGCUGUAGUGCAGUGCAGGACUGAUGGACAUGUCAGCAGCAGAAACACUGCUGACAUUCAUUUGACUGUUUAUUUAUGACUUGAUUAUUUAUUUAUGAACUUAUAAACUUCAAGAUUCAGUGCAGUUUAAUAUUGACUGUAAAAGAGACUCCUGUACAGUCAAUUCUUACUUAAGAGAUGUUCCUUCAUGACUUGCCCUAUCAUACUGUCAGACUAUCACCUGUACAGCUCCAUCAGGAGCAGCACUCCUCAGCUUCCUCAGCUCUUGCCACACUUCCAACACACUAAACAGAACGUCCCUCCUCCUUCCCAUGGUUCAUCAGUAGAUUGAGUUGAACACCAAAUAGGAAUGGUGAUGGUUGGGUAUUGGUUUGUAACACACUAUGUUUGGGGAAGUAUUUGAGAUUGCCAUUGUUUUAUUUAUAUACUAAAGCUUUUUUUUUUUUAAUCACAAUUUGUAUUUAAGUCUUCUUUAUCAUCAGAUGCAGCAGUGAACAAAAUGCAGGAGAGUGGGAGGUCCUUAUCUGGUAACUUGCUCUGAAUUAUAACAAGAUCACCUGCUGCAACCUAUCCCUCCACUUUUCUGGGUCUUCUUGCACUGAUCUGCAAAUGACCAUUUAAAGAAAUGCUUGGUCUUUUGAACAUGCAAAUCUUGAUAAAAUUUUGUUACUGCUGCAAGUUUCUACAUUGUUUUUGAAUGCCUUGAUGAAGUGCAUGGUCAUUAUGUGAUAUGAUGACGUGAGAUUACCAGAGCUCUUUCAUAUUCCAUUGUCAUCUCAAUAAGGUCUGGCCCACCUUACACAAGUGUUGGAUGGGAUGGAAAAUAUCUUUCCCCAUUUCUAACACACACUACAAGGUAAAUGAUUAUGUAAUUAUUAUUUAUACUGUAUUAAGUUUGCACACGCUAUGUUUGUACUGAUGAGGUACAUGGCAUCACAAUUACUCUACAACUGUAUGUGGGAGGUAUUUCAUAGACUACAGUUGGCAGUGUCUUUAUUGUGUUAUACACAAUGUGGUAAAAACCUUUUCCAUUAUUCUCUCUUAUGGAGGAAAAGCAACAUUCACCAGCCUGCAGGGAGCAACACUGUAUCAGUCUGCUCUGCAUCACUUUUAUUGAUGCUCACCAGCAGACUGCCAAGGUCACCUUUUUCCAAUAAAGGUUUCUCCUGUGAG
This is a messenger RNA of Scylla paramamosain (green mud crab), 3437 nucleotides long. RefSeq names its product histidine--tRNA ligase-like (gene HisRS). Gene Ontology annotation, cellular component: cytosol; mitochondrion; cytoplasm. Lineage: Eukaryota; Metazoa; Arthropoda; Malacostraca; Decapoda; Portunidae. The coding region runs from base 249 to 1934 and encodes 561 amino acids. Gene Ontology annotation, biological process: mitochondrial translation; histidyl-tRNA aminoacylation; nematode larval development. Gene Ontology annotation, molecular function: RNA binding; histidine-tRNA ligase activity; ATP binding. The record is from RefSeq and is a predicted model, not a curated record. The transcript has 11 exons.